Symbiodinium pilosum is the source of this 737-nucleotide messenger RNA. The record is from the annotation of a GenBank genome assembly. Lineage: Eukaryota; Dinophyceae; Suessiales; Symbiodiniaceae.
AUGCAGUGGGGUCUAUCUGAGUCCCUCCCAAUUUAUGGAAACUCCCAGGUGGCGCUCUUCGCUGUGCCGGUGUGGUAUGCCACGGAGUUCUUAGUGGGGGUCCUGCUCUGGCGCUUUCCUGCGCUCCCCCUUGUGGUCCAUUGUGCCCCCCUAGGUGGCUACAACCAGCCUCGGUCGAACGAGCUCCGGGACCUGGUGGAGCCCUUGAUGUGGGAAGCUCCCGAGCUGCGGCCCCUGAGAUUGAUUGAGGGCUACUGCUGUGAUUGGGACCAGGUGGACUUUCAGGUGGUCAGACAAGCUUUGAGACAGCUGGCCAGGAGGUUGGACUCCUACUCCUUGCUUGUCUGUGCUGGGCCUCUCUGGCUGUGCCUGCUCUUGCGCGAGGGAGCCCCAGGCUUGCCCCUGCUGGCACACUGCCUCACUUUUCAGGAUCUAGACUUUCCGAUGCCUUUCGAAGAGCGGGUGAAGUGGGUGCAUGGGAAGGUGCUUGAGUACUUCGGCGGCCCCCCGAACUUGGGCACUGGCGCCGGGGUCCUCGUUCAAGAUGACAUGCAGCGCGUGUACUAUCCAAUGGCUUUUGACUUUUCGCAGAAGGGGAGCUUCAGCCACGCAGGUCAGCUGAGCUUUUUCCAGAUGCCUUACAUUCAGGUGCGCUACACCCAGAGGUCACCUUUGGUACCUGAAGCUCAAGCAGAUGGCUGCAGCUUCAUCGUCCGAUGCCGGGACUCAGAAGGUAA